UGAAGAAUAGAUUCCCUCAAUCUCUCUCUCUUUCUCUCUCCUCGUCAAGUCAAGCUGGUGGUCUGUUCAUCAUUUCUUCCUCUUUAACGAUUUUUGAUGUCAGUAGUUUUCUGUUUCAUUUCUCUUCCGUUUUAUAGAUAUAGCUAGCAUCUCAUUCGAUGGCGGCGUCGGUGUUUCUGUACCAUGUCAUAGGGGACCUCACUUUGGGUAAACCGGAAUUGGAGGAGUUUACCGAGACAGAAACAGUCGAGGCAGCUAUAAGAGCGAUUGGAGAAUCCAUGGAAGGGGAAAUUCCAGUCUGGAAAAAGAAAUCUGCCUCUCCAAUCGAGGAUUUUCAGGCGAGGCAGCUCAGGUUUGUUGGUAUUCUCAAUUCUCUCGAUAUUGUAGCUUUCUUAGCCAGAGAAGACUGCUUACUGGAUCAAGAAAAGGCCCUUAAGACUCCUGUCUAUGAGAUUGUUGUUCCUAACGGCGCCUUGCUCAAGCAAGUCGAUCCAGCUACCAGAUUAAUAGACGCACUUGAGAUGAUGAAGCAGGGUGUUAGGCGACUCCUUGUUCCAAAAAGCGUAGGUUGGAAAGGCAUGAGCAAGCGGUUUUCAAUGAUGUACAAUGGAAAAUGGCUGAAGAAUCUCGAAACAAGCAGCAACAACCUAAUCUCAACCACCACAACAGACCGCCUCCCCUCUUUCUCCUCUCGAAUCUUAAUCCGCGACAAAUUCUGCUGCUUAUCGAGAGAAGAUGUAAUUCGUUUCUUGAUCGGGUGCUUAGGCGCAUUAGCUCCCCUCCCUCUCUCGUCAAUAACUUCUCUUGGAGGGGUUAAUCUUAACUACCAUUUCAUAGAAUCCUCCCUUCCGGCCAUGGAAGCCACGAAGAAGCUUCCCCAAUCCGGAGCUGGUCCUUGCGCGGUGGCAGUUGUGGAGGCGAUUACUGGCUCUAAUAAAUAUAAGAUAAUCGGCGAGAUAUCAUCGUACCAACUUUGGAAGUGCGAUUAUUUAUCGAUAGCGUGGGCUUUGGCGAAUCUUUCGGCUGGUCAGUUCGUGAUGGGGGUCGAGGACAAUGUAGCUCCAACCACAAUUGCGGUUGAGGAGAAACUAUUACCGAAACCGAAGAAACUCAGCGUGUUUCCAGGAGGUAGUAUUGUUGGUCGGAGUAUUAUGUAUAGGGGGAGAAGUACCGCGUUGACUUGUAAGGUGACAAGUUCUUUGGCGGCGGUUAUGGCUCAGAUGCUAUCGCAUCGAGCUUCACAUGUGUGGGUAACUGAGGCUAAUAAUGAAGAUGUUCUUGUUGGGGUGGUGAGUUAUGCGGAUAUUUUGUGUGCGGUUACUAGGCAACCGUUGAUACAUGCAACUGCUUCUCGAGAUUCUCUUAGUUGAUGGUACGGGAGGGUCAAUUUAUUGUGUGAUUUCGAUAAAAAAAAUUUAAAAAAGAAAAAAAAAUGUUUUGUAAUUUUAUUUUGGCUCUUGAAAUUAUUUUUUGAGCCCCAUACCUUAUUUGCCUUCCAUUUAUGGGAGGAAGGGCUAUGGAUUGUAAAUUGUGAUUUUAGAUGUCUUGAGCAUGGAAAAUAUGAACUUGUUUCAUGUUUGUUUGUUUGGUUAUAGAUAAAAUGGAAGAAUAUGCAGGUUAA
Messenger RNA from Impatiens glandulifera, 1621 nucleotides. Its product is annotated as CBS domain-containing protein CBSX6. The record is from RefSeq and is a predicted model, not a curated record. Lineage: Eukaryota; Viridiplantae; Streptophyta; Magnoliopsida; Ericales; Balsaminaceae. Bases 159 to 1370 code for a protein of 403 amino acids. The transcript is spliced from 3 exons.